UGCUCUGGGAGACUACAGUCACCGUUCACGCCUUCAUACCGUUCACUGUGGACAGCACAGACACAUGCAGUGUCCGGUUGCAGACCGGUCCCGACACAAUUCCCCUCUGCAGUCAGUCAAAUCUAUUUUUGGCUGGAGGCUCAGCUGAUUGUGGGCCUUAAAGAUUCAAGCCCUCCCUGAUUUUUUUUUCUUGUAGUCAGUUGUUCAGGCUUAUUAGGAAAAGAGGGAGUUGUCUAACAGCAGAGGAGCUUUGCUGCAUGUUAGGAUCAGCACUGAGGGAUGCAGCUCUCUGGGCUUUAACAGAACUUUUUGGGGCUGGGUCUUUCCUUUUAUUAUAGUCUGUUCAUCCCGGUGGGGGGCUGCUGUCACUGCUCUCCUCCUCGGCAGCUGUUACUAAACUUUCCAGGCUUACAAUCUCCAUCUUUGGCCUCUUAUUUAACCACAAUACCACUACUUUUACAUUCUGGACGGAUCCCACCAGAAUCAGAACUUCUAAACUAACUUAAGGUUUGUUUGAUCGGCGUCCUCCCGUUGAGUCCCGACGAGGAGGAUGGAGACGAGCCCCAUUCCGGUGCUGACGGUCCAAACCGCCCCCUUCGAUGACCAGCGGCCCGGUACCAAUGGACUGAGGAGGAAGACAGCGGUGUUUGAGGGGAAGAAGAACUACCUGCAGAACUACAUCCAGAGCGUGUUGUCCUCCAUCGACCUGCGGGACCGACAGGGCUGCACCAUGGUGGUGGGCAGCGACGGCCGCUACUUCAGCCGAGCUGCCACCGAGGUGAUAGUGCAGAUGGCAGCUGCCAAUGGGAUUGGUCGUCUGGUCAUUGGCCACAAUGGCCUCCUGUCCACCCCUGCUGUUUCCUGCAUCAUCAGAAAAAUUAAGGCCAUAGGUGGGAUCAUCCUCACAGCUAGUCACAACCCAGGAGGCCCUGGUGGAGACUUUGGGAUCAAGUUCAAUGUGGCAAAUGGAGGCCCGUCUCCGGACACAGUGAUGGAGAGGAUCCAUCAAGUGAGCCGGACGCUCGAGGAGUAUGCCAUCUGCCCCGACCUCCGCAUCGACCUGUCCAGGUUGGGAAGACAAGAAUUUGACUUGGAGAACAAGUUCAAACCAUUCAGAGUGGAGAUCGUAGACUCAGUUGAGGUAUAUCUACAACUGCUGCGGAACAUCUUUGACUUCAAUGCCAUUAAAAGUCUUCUCACUGGACCAGAUCAACUCAAGAUACACAUAGAUGCCAUGAAUGGAGUGAUGGGCCCCUAUGUACGUAGGAUCCUCUGUGAUGAGUUGGGAGCUCCUGCUAACUCUGCUGUCAACUGUGUCCCUCUGGAGGACUUUGGUGGCCGACCUCCAGAGCCCAACCUGAUCUACGCCACCUCUCUGGUAGAUGCCAUGAAAGGAGGCGACUUCGGCUUUGGAGCUGCAUUUGAUGCAGAUGGGGACCGGUACAUGAUUCUUGGAGAAAACGGCUUCUUUGUGAACCCGUCAGACUCAGUGGCCAUCAUGGCCGCCAACCUCGCCACCAUCCCCUACUUCAGACAGAUGGGAGUCAAGGGCUUUGCAAGGAGUAUGGCCACUAGCACCGCCCUUGACAGGGUGGCCAAAGCCAUGAAACUGGCACUCUAUGAGACUCCCACAGGCUGGAGGUACUUUGGGAACCUGAUGGAUUCUGGACGUUGUUCCCUCUGCGGGGAGGAGAGUUUUGGGACAGGUUCGGACCACAUUCGGGAGAAAGAUGGUUUGUGGUCGGUGUUGGUGUGGUUGUCCAUCGUGGCUGCUAGGAAACAAGGUGUGGAGCAGAUCGUCAGAGAACACUGGGCCAAGUUUGGACGGAACUACUACUGCAGGUUUGACUAUGAAGGCCUGGACCCACGUGCAGCCUUUUACCUGAUGAGGGAUCUGGAGGCAGUACUCGCAGACAAAGCUUUCACCAGCCAGAAGUUUGCUGUAGGAGACCACAUAUACAGCGUGGAGAAGGCCAACAACUUUGAGUACAUCGACCCCGUGGAUGGAACAGUCGCUCGAAACCAGGGUUUAAGGAUCAUCUUCAGUGAUGGAGCUCGUCUGGUGUUUCGGAUGAGUGGAAGCGGAGGAGGGAUGGGUGCCACCAUUCGCAUUUACGCAGAGAGUUUCGAGAGAGAUCCUGAGAGACACAACAGAGAGACACAGGUGGUGCUCGGUCCUCUCAUUGCCAUCGCCCUGAAGAUCUCCAACAUCCACGAGAGGACAGGACGCCGUGGCCCUAACGUCAUCACAUGAGCAGCCAGGAAAACACAUGCACACGCGCACACAUGCAUCUACUUGCUCACACAGAGAAAAAUAUCUUCAACAUACUCUUCCCGUGCUUAUCUGCCAAAAAAUCCCUUCUGUGCAGCUUCAUUUUUCAUUUUUCUUUUCAUGAUGAGUAAACUGAAGGUGCUUUAUCUCUUAAGAAGAAAAGUAAUGCUGUACACUGUUCUUGCAAUUGUUUAUUGACCACUAUCAUCUGUCAGCUGUUGAAAACUUCAAAUAUUAAGUGUCUGAACCAGGGAAGAUAUUUUAUUAUAGCCAUGGAUAAAUAAUGAAAAAUAUGUAACCAGCUGACAUAUUAUGAAUGUGCAGACUGACUGUUAAUGUUUGUGGCUUGCUUUUAUGAAGAUUUAUUGACUAAGGGAGCCUAAAAGUCUAAUUUUUUUUUCCACCAUGCUGUUUUUCUAAAACAGUGCAGUGUUCACUUUUGAUAUUGCUUGUACCUGUUCUCUCAUAAAUGACACUGUGUUCUUCUUUUUGUUCAUUUCAUGCUAAAGUUAUCCAACUGUUAGUGUUACUGUAAGUGUAAAAUAAAACAGGCCUUACAUCA
Larimichthys crocea (large yellow croaker) is the source of this 2834-nucleotide messenger RNA. RefSeq names its product phosphoglucomutase 5 (gene pgm5). Gene Ontology annotation, molecular function: phosphoglucomutase activity; magnesium ion binding. Gene Ontology annotation, biological process: carbohydrate metabolic process; myofibril assembly; striated muscle tissue development. Gene Ontology annotation, cellular component: cell-substrate junction; cytosol; adherens junction. Bases 551 to 2254 code for a protein of 567 amino acids. The record is from RefSeq and is a predicted model, not a curated record. Lineage: Eukaryota; Metazoa; Chordata; Actinopteri; Sciaenidae. The transcript is spliced from 11 exons.